AUUAAGGAAACUAGGCUCCUCCCUCCUGUAAGGAAACGCGGACGUCCUGGAAACGAUCUCCCAGGCUCAGGAUUGUCCAGGGAGAGGAAGGGGGCAGAGUCAGGACCAGCGGCCGGUGGGGACGCCAGGGCCCCCGGCCGCCUUCCUGCCCAGUUCCUCCUCCUCGGAGGUCUCUGCAGACCCGGGCCUAAGGGGUGAGGGCGGCAACCCCUGGCUCAGCUGGAAAAUGUCUCCCUCAGGGCAAGGCAGCCUCGCGACCUCAGUCCUGCCAUCGCGGGGGAAGGAGCAACCCUGGCCUCCGUCUACCUCCCUCCGAUACUGCCACAAGAGGGAGGUCACUCCACAGUCUCGGGGUCGAGUCCAGCGCCCCGGUGGGAGUGAGAGUUUGGGUCCACAGAGGUCUUUGGGUGGUGCUGGGGCAUUGAAGAGGGGGCCCCUGGGACCUGUCUUAUCUGGGCGGGGCUGCCCGGGGCGGGUCCUGGGGGGUGUGUCUUCUUGUGGGCGGGGUCUGUGUCGGGGGCGGGGUCUGGCGCGCCAGCCGCUCAUUUCCGCCGGACGCGCGGCGUCUGGGCGGAUGGAGGCUACGCGGAGGUCGCGGCUGAGUUUGAGCCGUCGGAAGCCACCCUCGGGGGCCAGGCCUCCGAGCAAUCCCCCCGGGUCCCUCCCGGACGGCGGCGAGUGCGCGAAGCUGUGGACUCAGUUGCUGCGCAUCGCAAGCGCAGACCUGAACGUGGACGGCGAGAUGCCGCCGCUGCCCGCCUUCCCCGGCCAGGAGCCCAGUCGCAGCCCUGAGCGCCCGCCCCCGGAAAGAUUCACCGUGGGAACCGAGACCUUCUUCUGGACGCCUUUCCCGCCGCCCCCGCCGGGGCGAGGCGGGGACUCGGGCGGCUCCGACCUUGUGCUCAGCGCGGUCCGGGGGCGCACGGGGUCCCCCCCAAAACACCCAGCGCCCCAGCUCCGCGGAACCCCCAGCGCUGAGGAGCAGCCGUCGGAGGAGCAGCCCUCCCAGCGACAGCCGUCCGUGGACACGGAGACAACCCUGCAGAGGUGUCCCAUGUGCCAAGUCGACUUCGCCCCCGGGCUGGCGCAGCUGGAUGUCGACAGCCACCUGGCCCAGUGCCUGGCAGACAGCACGGACGACAUAGAGUGGUGAGCAGCCUGGCCAGUGCCUCCCCCGCCUGGCUGGGCCACCUCCUCUCUGCUGUGUCCCCAAAAACUGCAUGUUCAAGUGCAUCGGUGUGAAGUGCUCAUGUCCCAUCUCUUUGUGUUGAUACUGAAACAUUGAGUCCUUUUUCCUUUUUUGCUGAUGCUGAGCGAUGUGAUGACUGAGGUGGACAGAGCCACCCAGCAGACGGACUAACCCCAGGUGGGUAACAGGGACAGUGUCGCCAGCAGUGUGAGUAUUUGAACUCAGGGUGGCUUGGGAAUGGACGCUUUGCUGACUCCGUGAACUUGACUCGGGCUUCAUGACCAUGUUUGAAUCCCCAGGUCAACCUGCUCCUGCAGCUGCAGGGAUGCAGAGCAGCCCCUGGAAUUUGCGGAGAGGGAUCAGGUCCGUCUGCUGACGUCCUGUGUGAGCUUUGUCUCAGAGGCCCUGUGCAGGGGGGUCUUCUCUCCUGUGCCGUCAGUCCACAGGUUCUGGAAGAGCCUCAUCUCCAGCUCAGCCAUGGCUGCAAAAGUCUAAGGUUACCAUCCAGAAGUCAGUAUUUUCAGGAAAGGCUUCAGGCAAGCCAUGAAAAGACAUGGAGGAAAACUCUGUGCACACGGUACACUGAAAGGCUACAAGCUGAGCAAUUCCAACUCUAGGCUGUUCUGGAAAAGGCAGAACGCAUGGAGACAGCAAAAAGAUCAGUGGUUAUCAGGGAUUAGUGGGGAGAGGGUAUAAACAGGCAGAGCACAGAGGAUUUUUAGGGCAGAAAAACUUUAUGACCUGACAUGUCAGUGCAGCCUCUCGUUUGCAACAAGUGCACCCCCUGGGAAUGUAACAGGGGGAGAAGGGGUCUCUGUCUUCCUCCCCACCAGAAAUGGAAGUGAGGGACCUAAAACUGCUCUGAAAAAUAAAACUUGUUUUUAAAAAUCA
This is a messenger RNA of Dama dama (fallow deer), 2080 nucleotides long. It is a transcript of the gene FAAP20, whose product is annotated as FA core complex associated protein 20. NCBI's taxonomy places the organism in Eukaryota, Metazoa, Chordata, Mammalia, Artiodactyla, Cervidae. Bases 227 to 1153 code for a protein of 308 amino acids. Gene Ontology annotation, biological process: DNA damage response. The transcript has 4 exons. The record is from RefSeq and is a predicted model, not a curated record. Gene Ontology annotation, molecular function: K63-linked polyubiquitin modification-dependent protein binding; ubiquitin binding.